Plasmodium gonderi is the source of this 1647-nucleotide messenger RNA. RefSeq lists its product as hypothetical. NCBI's taxonomy places the organism in Eukaryota, Apicomplexa, Aconoidasida, Haemosporida, Plasmodiidae. The transcript has a single exon. Bases 1 to 1647 code for a protein of 548 amino acids. The record is from RefSeq and is a predicted model, not a curated record.
AUGGAAACUUUCAGGGAAUUCUCUUGGGAGGAUGAGAAUCUGGAUAAGAUCUACCUCAAUGAUAACAACUGCAAGAAAUGUAAAUGCACCAAUAAGAGAAGGGAACUAGAGACGUGUCUAGACGCAGUGGGAAAGGGUGAUGAAUAUAAUAGAAAUUAUAAAAAAGUUAAUUCGAAUAAGUACAUUUCAGAUGAACCAAAGAAAAAAACACCUGACUUUGUCAUUAAUUAUUAUUAUGAAUGGGCUGACAUACCCAAAAUUACCAACUUGCCUUAUGGAUUAAUUAAUAGGGAUAAAAACAAGCUCCUGAAUAGUUGCAUACGUUAUAUGAACAUACAUUCAAAAGAGAAUCAAUCUAAUGAUCCUAAUAAAAGAAAUGGGGUUAAUAUGAAAUGUGAGCUACUCGACACUUCUGAUUGUGUGAACAUAGCUAACGCUGUGGAUAUUGAUCAAAAUGAUAUGAACAUGGCUAAUGAUAAUGUGAACCCACUGAACGAUGAUACGCUCAAUACAGUUAAUUUAGAAAGUGCCAACCCAACCAACAGUAACUUCAAAGAAGCGCAUGACACCUAUGACAUGCAAGGUGCAAUAGAAUUUAUGGAAAAUAUCAUAUACGAAGAUAUACUGGAUUACAUUCACAAAUUGGAGAAAAUGGGAUCAAAACUCAAGUGCACAAAUGAUCCCUUUGUUGCAUCAGAAGUGGUGAAAGAGGAUAAAAAAAAAAAACCAUACUUGUGCAUGAACAAUUCAGGGUCGAUGUCAGAAGAAAAGACAACAUUGGAAAAAGAGGAAUCGCUUGAUACCGGAUCUAAUGGAGAGUUAGUUCAGACGUGUAGCAAUAUAAUCCAGAAUAGUUUUUUUAGAGAGAAUGAGAAGGAGACAAGUUGGGUUAAGGAUUUCAUAAUUCUAACAAAUAUGCAGAUCCUGGCUAAAUACACGAAGACUUUUACAGAAUGGGAGAAGGUAGAAAGAAUUUUGUCAUAUUUAAUAAAUCAUUGCUGUAGCCCAAGAUCUUGUUUAUGUAAAAAAAGUUUUUUAACAAUGAAACAUUUGUGUAUAAGUAUGCAGGAUAACAAAAUAAAUUUAUGUAAAUAUUUUUUGAAAACAUUUCCACAUAUAGUAAGAAAAAUCGAUUCAAAAAAUCAUUUCUUAGAUGAAUGUUCAACCAAAGCGAUAGAAGAAUUCAUGGCACAUAGUAGUGGGGUAAACAAUUAUGAAAUGCUUAGGAUGAUAUGUUCUUAUUCAGAUAAUAAAAAUUCCUGUAUCAUAAAAAAGCUUUCUUCCUUUGUUUUUUUAUUUUUAAAUAAUUUACCUAAGAUAGAUUUAAUGAAUCUACCCAUUAGUGAUUUUUCAGAAUCCUUUUUAAAUUUCAUGAAUGCCAAACUUGAAGAAACCAAGAAAUUCAUGAAAAGAACUUUUGCCUUGCUCUUAACCAUACACAACCAAGAUGAUCUUGUCAAGUACAUUUUAGAUGGAAUUCAGAAAAAAAAUAAUAUUUUCAUCUUGGAGAAGCAGAUACGGGUUUUCCUUCAAAGUAGCACAAGUACAAUUUCUCAACCAUUGGAAAAAAAGUAUGCUACAUUUCAUGAAUUUAAAAAUGCCAAUUCCUUAGGACGCGCACACAAAACAUCAUCCUUUAACUUGUAA